AUGGCGGUGCUGCCGCUUGCCGCCAUCCACGCGGUGACGCUGGUGGCAGUUGCGUCCUCGCUCUUGUUCGUGAGCCAGUUCCCGUACCACUGCAUUGCUGGCAGCCCAGGCAUAGUACCAGGGUACCAGUCUCCACCAGAUCUGACAGAGGCAGAGGUGACUGGCGUGCCCCUGGACUACCUCGACGCAAGCUUGGAUGCGCCCGCGCCCCUCGUCAACUUCAAAGAGUUCUCUGAGGAGUUUGCACUCGAAGUGCAGUUUGCGCAGCAAGAAUACCAGCUCAUGACACUCCGCACAGCCACAAUGCUGCAGAUGCUGGUGGCUUCCAUUGAAUUUGAGCUCCUGGUCAAGAACGGUUAUGAGCCUCGCCCAGACACGCCCACCCAAGCGCCCGAGCUCAGGCACGUCGGGCGGGCCCUGGCCCUCGGCUCUGCAGACAAGCCCUCCUCAGCCAGCGCAGAUGUCCUGGCCGAGAUUGCAGAGUACGCUAGGGAGGUCGGGUUCGAGUUCAUUUCCAUCCCUGACAACAUUGAGACAGACAACUACGUCUAUGUCAGCACCGUGCAGGCAGACUGCCGCGACCACGCCGCAGACGUGCUCUUCAUCUUGGACAGCAGCGGCGACGUUGACCAAGACUUCUCCCAACUUCGGUCGUACGCCGUGCAAACCGCCUCCCGCUUCGACAUCAGCCCUUCCCAGACCCGCAUCGCCUUCAUGACAUACGCAACCACGCCCUCGCGCCUGUACACGUUGAACGCUGCGGAAUUCCUUUCCGCAGACGAGCUGUUGGCCCAUGCUGCUACGGAGAACUUUCGAGGGGGUUUCACCAACACCGGGGCGGCUCUGGCUGCUGCACGACAGGCGGUAUUCGGCGAAAAAUAUGGAAUGCGCCCUGCGUACCUGGGCAUUCCCCGCAUUGCAGUGCUGUUCGUGAGUCACUCGGCCCAUGACAGCUUCAUCGCGCCUGCACGCCAGCUCCGCGAGCACGGAGUCACCGUCAUCGUUGUUGGGACGGGGAGUGUGUCGACGAACGAGAUGGCGCUGAUUGCCAGCGAACCCGUCAGCGAAAAUGUCAUCCGCAUCGGCGACGUUCCAAAGUUUGUGGUGCUGCCCCAGUUGGUGGCGGCCACCAUGUGCAGGCAGCCAGUCAUUGUCGACACAGCCAAUGCGGUGCUGGUCCGUGGUUUGCCACCACGGGCGUUUCGCUUCUACCGCCUCAAUCCCAUGUUCAAGCGGCUGCAGCGCAUCAACUUCUUCAUGGAAAUGUUCAGCGGCCAGACGGACGUGUUUGUGUCGAUGAACGGAACGCUUGUUGGGCCAUAUCACCACGACAUAGCGUACACGACACGCGAGACUGCCAAAGCGUUUUCCAUUGCCAACUUCUCUUCAUUUGAUGCUGUCACGUUCGCUGUGCAGGGGCGCCCCACCUCGCUCAUCACCGCUGCGUCGUUUCGCCUCAACCUCGUCAACGCCAUGUUCACCGGUGGACCCGUACAUGCGGUCUCGCUGCCCUUCACUGCUGCCCGUCCGGGAAAGACCGUGUCGCUACCUCCUUUGGAGGCGACAGGGGAGAGCGCGGUUGGCACAGCGGUGACGCUGCUGCUUCAGGGAUUUGACAACACGACGUUCAUUGUCACCGCAGGUGGACAGCGCGUGCGGCUGACACAGUACAUCAUGCUUGGGGACUCACACCGCACGCUCGUGCUGGGGCGGAACAUGUCGGAUCCACUUAACAUUGGCGGUGUGCUGCUGCAGCACGACAACUACCACAAACGGAGCAAGGCAUACAAUCAACCCAACUACCGCCACUUUGCACGCCACAAGCGCAGCCAUUACACCAUCAAUCCCAUUAACGACUGCCACAAGCACCACCGUCGCCACUACGACACCAAGGACGGUGUGGAGUAUGAGGUACCGCGAUCAUUUGGACACGUGACAGGGGCCGUGCAGAUGGGUGAGCCCGUGAAGAUCAACCACACACGCGCUGUCAUGUAUGACAUAGGCAAUGACGGCAGCCCAAACUACGACAUGCCCUCCUCAUUGCAAACAACACACGCGCCAACAGCAGCAGCAGCAGCGAGGAAAACAGCCCACGGCGUACGCAUGGCCAUGCUUCAGGAUGUUGGCGAAUCGGGGACCGACACCACCACAGCUGCCACUGCCGGCAACGGCAGGCCCACAUAUGAGGAGGUGGGCGUCACCGAGACGGCAAAUGAUAAUGAGGAGGUGUUGGGCUUUGCUUCGCUGUCCACAACAAGCACAACGGCACCCAGCUCAACCGGUUAUGACAACAUUGGUGACGAUGGACAAGUGGUGUACGCUUCACCGUAGACGGUGGCGUGGUGUUGCUGCGCGUUACUGCUGCCCACACGGUGCUGCUGCUCGUCGUUCCGUUACUGUUGCGUCGAGCGAAGAUGACUGUGUCAUCUGUGUGUGCAGAAUGUGUGUGCAUCGUGUGUUGUGUGUGUGUGUGAUUGUUUGCCUCUGUGUGUGUGCAUGGUGUGUGUGUAUGUGACUGUUUGCCCCUGUGUAUAUGGUUGCGAUUGUUUGUGCCUGUGUGCAUGUGCGUUUCUUCAUUCCAUCGUUCACCUCCAUGAGACACACCUGGCCGUUCCCCUCCUCUCCGCCCUUCGCCCAAACCCUUCCACCACGCCCGCCUACGUUUCUCUUCACAAUAGACACAUCGUUCUCGA
This is a messenger RNA of Salpingoeca rosetta, 2693 nucleotides long. RefSeq lists its product as uncharacterized. The record is from RefSeq and is a predicted model, not a curated record. The transcript has 9 exons. Lineage: Eukaryota; Choanoflagellata; Craspedida; Salpingoecidae. The coding region runs from base 1 to 2331 and encodes 776 amino acids.